AUGCCUCCUGCAACUCUACCUAAAUCUAAUACUCCUAUAAGUGCAUUAUCAUCAGUGACAACAAAUACUACUACAAUGGCUGUUCAAAGUGGUCCUUAUACAAAAACUCAAUUUCAAAGUACAAUGGAAGGUUCUCGAACAAUAAAAAGUUCAAAAGAAGUUGAACAACUUCUUCGUGAUUAUCCAGCUGCAUUAGAACUUUAUCGAACAGGAAAAUAUAAAGUUAAAGUUAAAUGUGAAGCUGAUGUUGAACGUGUUAUUCUUGUUGAAAAACGAUCACCAAAAGCUCCAGCAAAUAAAGAAACAACAGCAACAACAUCAGAUACAUCAACAAAAAAUACAACAACAAAUGAAGCUUCAGAAAAUAAUCAAACAGUUCCGGAUCUUUCAAGUAGUAGAGAACAAAGUAAAGAGACUAGAAAAGAUCGAAGUCCAAGACGAUCACGUAGUCGUACGCAUUCACAAGAUCGUGUUGCACCAAUAAAAUCAAUAACAAAUGGUGGUAAUAUUGUUCAUACAACAAUAUCUUCAAUUCGUAUGACAAGUAAUACUCAACCAAAAGUUGAUCAUCAACGAACACAUUCCAAAGAACGUGAAGCUUCUGUAACACCACAACAAAAACAAUUUGUUCAUGGUCGUAGUCAUUCACGUGAUAGUCAACAUAAGACAUCGUAUAACAAACAACAACAACAACAACAAGGCAAUAAAAUAAAUAGAGAAUAUCCAAAAAUGUUGGUACCUUUUGUUGGUAAUACAAACAAUCCAGGAAAUCUAUGGCAACAACAACGACCUCAACAACCUUAUUUUAGUAAUCCUUUAUUACAACAACAACGAUCAGCUUUAUAUAUGGCAUCACCAUUUAUUCAACAACAAAAUCCACUCUAUCGACAACCUUUUUAUUAUGGUCAACAACCAUCUGCUCCUCAUGGUGUCUUUCAACAAGACCAACGACCUCCUUAUCCAGCACUAACAAUAUCAACAGUAGGUAAAGCACCACUUCAUCCAAAUAAUAAUUAUUCAUCAUCAUCUCGAUCCGUAUCUAAUACUAUGGGACUUCCACCAUCUUUUCGUACAUUUCAUUCCAAUCAACAGCCACCACAGCAACAACAUCCAUCUCUUCGUCAUAUAUAUCAAACACAAGCACCCGUAGUAUCUUUUAAUCCUCAAUGGGCAAAUAUAGCAAAUCAACCGAUAGGUGCCUUAACUAAUACUACUAAUAAUAAUAAUAUGUAUGUUAAUCAAAAACGAGGUGCAAGAGAUCGAGCUCGUAGUGUUGAUACAGGUGGUCAUCGUAAUCUACCAGUUCGUUUAUCUAAUUUUCAACAACAACAACCACCUGUUCCAGUUAUGGAAAAUAAAUAUCAUUAUCAUCAUCAUCGUCAUCGAUCACAUACAACACAUAAUGCUGAUACAACAGUAACAAAUAAUAAAGAACAAGCUGUUGUAGCCAAAGAACCAUCUCAUGUAGGUAACGGUGAGAAACUAACCGUUCGUCAACUUAAUGAAACUUUUAUUCAAACAAAUCCAUCAGGUCGAUUACCCUAUAGUUCAAUACCUGCAGUUUUACAACGUUUUGGUAUAACAUUAACAGAAAAUGAUGUAACUUCAGCUGCAAAAGAACUUGGAUAUAAUUUAAAUGAAACAAUAUCUGCUCGACGUCUUGUUCACAUUUUGGUUAAAUUAGGUAAAAUAACAAAAUCAAAUCAGCAGCAACAUCAACAACAACAACAGCCACAACGACAACCUGUUUCACCAUCAAUGUUACCUGAAGAUCGUGAAGUUACAGAUAUAAUGACACAACAUAAAGCAGCAACUACUCAUAACAAUUCAUCUGAUCAACCUAAUCAAUGGAAUUAA
Adineta steineri is the source of this 1857-nucleotide messenger RNA. The record is from the annotation of a GenBank genome assembly. NCBI's taxonomy places the organism in Eukaryota, Metazoa, Rotifera, Eurotatoria, Adinetida, Adinetidae.